This is a messenger RNA of Parathielavia appendiculata, 3441 nucleotides long. Its product is annotated as GPI inositol-deacylase. The record is from RefSeq and is a predicted model, not a curated record. The transcript has 2 exons. The coding region runs from base 1 to 3441 and encodes 1146 amino acids. Gene Ontology annotation, molecular function: phosphatidylinositol deacylase activity. Gene Ontology annotation, cellular component: endoplasmic reticulum. NCBI's taxonomy places the organism in Eukaryota, Fungi, Ascomycota, Sordariomycetes, Sordariales, Chaetomiaceae. Gene Ontology annotation, biological process: endoplasmic reticulum to Golgi vesicle-mediated transport; GPI anchor metabolic process.
AUGAGGAGGCAGUCGGCUGGAUCGUCAGACGACGACGAUGCUUCUCCUGUCGAGACCCCUCAUGUCAAUGUCUCCCGCCUCGGCGCGAACGGGUCGAGAUCAUCCGCUCAACCUGUGAACAAGCUCGACCGUCGUCGCAGUGCCGACCGCCGCAGAUCUUCGCUCUCAACAAACCGACGUCCCAGCAGCAUCAAUUGGCGGCCACUAGAAUCCCGUAAUGGCAAUGGGGCAGCAGAGAAGCCACUACCUCUCGAUCCUACACCGCCGCCCUCUCCGCUGGCCUUGAUCUUGACCUCUAACGGGAGUUUGGACUCGAAAGGAAUGGAAACGAUGCCAGAGCGGCCGAACGGGCGGCGCCCGCCAUCGAGAAACCCAUGGGCAAUCAGCCUUCUCACGCUCCUCGCAUCCAUUGUCGGCAUCGGGUUCCUGUUCACUGUCGUCCAUUCUUCGGCGACACGGCAACUUGAUCCGAAGGGCUGCCGCAUGUCUUACAUGCGGCCGUCGUAUGCCAAGCUCAACGAGUUCGAUACCGAGCACACGCGCCUCGCGAGCAAAUACUCCCUGUAUCUGUACCGCGAGCAAGGGACUGACCAUGAUACAAAGGUCCGGGGAGUUCCCGUCUUGUUUAUCCCCGGCAAUGCUGGGAGCUACAAACAGGUUCGCCCCAUUGCCGCGGAAGCCGCGAAUUAUUUCCACGAUGUCCUACAGCACGACGAAGCUGCCAUCAAGGCCGGUGUCCGGAAUCUCGACUUCUUCACGGUCGAUUUCAACGAGGAUAUCACGGCGUUCCACGGCCAAACGCUCCUCGACCAGGCCGAGUACCUCAACGAAGCGAUACGAUACAUCUUGUCGCUCUACCUCGACCCGCGAAUCUCCGACCGGGAUCCUGAUCUGCCAGACCCAACCUCAGUUAUCGUCUUGGGACACUCCAUGGGAGGCAUCGUCGCCCGAACGAUGCUGGUUAUGCCAAACUAUCAAACGAACUCGAUCAAUACCAUCAUCACCAUGUCGGCUCCGCACGCCCGGCCUCCAGUGUCUUUUGACGGGCAGAUUGUCCAGACGUACAAAGAAAUUAACGACUACUGGAGACGAGCUUACUCUCAACAGUGGGCCAACGACAACCCCUUAUGGCAUGUUACCCUGGUUUCGAUUGCCGGUGGUGGCCUGGAUACUGUUGUUCCGUCCGACUAUGCCAGCGUUGAGUCGUUUGUACCCGACACCCAUGGAUUCACCGUAUUUACGUCGACGAUUCCGAGUGUGUGGACGAGCAUGGACCACCAGGCAAUCCUCUGGUGUGACCAGUUCCGGAAGGUCAUUGCGCAUGCGAUUUACGAUGUGGUGGACGUUCACCGGGCUGCGCAGACAAAGCCCCGGGCUGAAAGGAUGAGGGUGUUCAAGAAAUGGUUCCUAACAGGCAUGGAGGCUGUCGCAGAGAAGACGGCGCCACGCUCCGACCCGACCACUCUGCUCACCAUCGACGACAACUCGGACUCGAUCAUCGCCGAGGGGGAGCGCUUGGUUCUUCGCACUUUAGGCGCAGCAGGCAGGGUCCGCGCCCAUCUUAUGCCUAUUCCGCCUUCAGAGUCACCUGGCAUGAAGCGGUUUACUCUGUUGACGGAUACGAAGCUUGACAGGCCAGGGGAGAACGGAAAGCUGGAGGUCAUGUUCUGCAGCGUGAUUCCAUCCCAACCAAGCCAAUCUUGGGCAGGGUUUCCCAGCCAGAUGGACCUUUCCAAGGGGAACACCGGGUCCACGCGUUUAGCUUGCAGGACUGUGGCGUCGGAUGUCGUUUCACUCCCCGCAUCGACUCCCUCGACGCGCUUCCCUUUCUAUACUGACGGGGAAAGAGAAAUCACGCCGUUUUCCUAUUUAGAGUACGGCGUGGACGAUAUUGCUGAGCACCAGUUUGUGGCAGUGGUGGAAAAAACGACGACUCCCGUGCAAGGCUUUGUGGUUGCCGAAUUCAGCGACUAUUCUCAGUCGCACCGGACGCGGCACAUCAGCCUCCGGCGUCUCUUACCAUUUGGUAUGGAAUUCCGCCUCCCCGCUGAGCGACCGAUGGUCUCCGAAAUCAAGAUUCCCUCUUUGCAGUCGAGCUUGCUGGCCUACGAUCUUCGAAUCAGCAACCAGGCCUGCGAUGGCAAGCAGGAGCUCUUCUCCCCUUUGGUCCGGCAAUACUUGGUUGAGCCCUACGAGUCGAAGUACUUCGUCAACGCGCGAGAGGCCACGAUCAGCCUUCACGGCGUUGCCCCAUACGUCCCCCCGCCACUAACACGGAAGUCGGACGAAGACGGACUGCGCUUCCAAUUCUGGGCAGACCCAACCUGCAACUUCAGCAUCGAUGUUGAGCUUACAGUCGACGUUAUGGGCAGCCUCGGUAAGCUCUACAUGCGCUAUCGCACCGUCUUUGCUGCGUUCCCCCUGUUCGUGGUGGCCUUGGUCUUGAGGAACCAGUUCCGCGUUUACGACGCCACAGGGAUGUUCAUUCCCUUUUCAGAAGGCUUGGAUCUCAGCCUACGGCGGUCUAUUCCUUUGAUGCUGGCUUCACUCACGAUCUUGACUCUCUACACGGCGAAUCCGACGGCCGGCAACACGACGCUUUGGCACUGGAGAAACAGCACGGCUUCAUUCAUGGACUUCCAUCAAAAUGACCUCCUCAUUGGGACACAGGACCCCCUGUUUCUCUUUCUGGUCCCUCUAAUUGGAAUUGUCUGCGUCGGAGUUUGCACAGUGCUCAACUACAUCGCGCUCGUCCUGACGCAUCUUUUGGGCGCCCUCGCGACCCUGCUCACGUUCCGCCCUGCAUGGACUCGGAAUGAGGACAGGAGGAGAGCGGCCGCCGCCGCCUUUUUCUCCCCGUCGCCGCGGCGACGAAUGAUCACGACCGCCAUUUUGCUGUUGCUCGUCUCGACGGUGGUUCCCUAUCAGUUCGCCUACCUCGUAGCAUGCUUGGUGCAGCUGGGGACGACAGUUCGGGCCCAGAAGAUCGCGUCGGAGCUGCGCUCGACCAUGAAUUUGAAUCUCUACAACUACGCCCACUCGAUCCUCGUCCUCAUGCUCUGGAUCCUUCCCAUCAACCUGCCGACAUUCGUGGUCUGGGUCCGCAACCUGGCGGUUCACUGGCUUACGCCGUUCACCUCGCACCACAACGUCCUGUCUGUCAUGCCGUUCAUCGUGCUCGUCGAGACGCUCUCGACUGGAAAGAUGAUACCUCGGGUGGGCAGCCGGCUGCGGCAUGUCACCAACCUCUUGCUCUUCUGCAUCGCUGUGUAUGCGGCCGUGUAUGGCGUCUCGUACGCGUACACGCUGCAUUACCUAGCCAAUCUCUUCGCCUUUUGGCUGGCAGUCAUGCAUUCGACGUCAGACUCGUGGUCUCUGGAGGGUUUGUCCCACCUCUAUGCAGGAGAUUCUGAAGAUCGCAAGAGAGGAAAAGAACCCUGA